UGAUAAACCCGUUCGGUCCAUUCUUGCACUUGGUGGUUUUUCUCUGCAGUGUUUCGAGAGUUCUUAGCGGUGAAAGUAAAUUUUCCUAUCAUUUUUCCGGUAUAUUUGAUAAACCUGUAGCAUUUUAUUGAAAUUUUUCGAACAGUCGUGUAAAAUUUACAAAAUGUAUACCGUAUCGAAAGGCCCCAGCAAAUUCGUAGCCAAAGCGAGAAUGGGAAUUCCUUCUCAUACAGAAAAUAGUUCGUGGGAGAUUAAAAAAUCAUUGCUAGUGUAUAACGAUGAUUUCAGCAAUGUCGUAUCAGAUUCAAAUAAACCAGUAUUCGUGCAACUAAAUAAUAAAAAAUUGAAUAGCCUAAGAUCACACGAGACGAUAACACCGGAACAUGAGGAAAUCGUCAAGUUUGUCUCCGAAAACUGGAGUUCAGUAACGUGUAAAUCAAAGGAAGGCUCAUCCAUGAAAAAUGGUACCUCGACCGUAUAUUAUCAAGCUAAUGAACCGAAUAGCCAGUUAAAAGAUUUCGUACCAUUCGAUCUAGAUUCGUGGUGGGGUAAGCGGUUAUUUAAUACGAUUACGAAAUCAGUGCCAUGAUGUUCGAGCAAAAUGGGAAGUACUUAGCAUGUUAGAAUGCAGCAAAUUUGUAAAAGCCAAUGUUCUUUUGUGAAGUCGUUCGUACAUCACUUUUGACGACAUGUAUCCGGAUUUAGUGUAUACAUCGAAACCCAGCAGCCGUUAAUGCAGUUUCAAUAAUCACGCGAAGCUUCCAAUUUCUUCAACUCAUCGAGCUCCGUUGUAUAGAGUUGUGUUAUUUUUUCUUUCGAUUUUACUCCUCCGUUUGUUAUUAAGGUUUCUUGUCCUUUUUUUCUCUCUCUUGCUCGUUUCUCUGUCUCUUUGUAAGAUUGCUAGCACAACAGUACUUAUAAUUUCUCUCUUCUUUCUGUUGUUUAUGCUGUAUCGAACGUAGAUAGUAACUCGGUAGUCAUUGUUGCUUAUUUAUUUAGUUAGUUUUAUUAUCUUCCUUUUUCUUUCGAACAUCAUUGUUCGUAAAGGUAUUUUUUUUGUUCUCUCAAGACUGAAUAUAUAAACUCGUUAAUAAAGGUUAAUUUUUGAUCGCAGCGCGACGACGACGACGAUUAUAUAUAUCGAAAUGAACGAUGUGUACGUUCGCCUACUAUGUUUUGAUUAAAUCUGUGAUCUUGAUUUAUUAUGUUAAUCGAAACAUAAUACACGAUUAUUAUUGUCGAAUUAUAAUACAUUGUGUUUUUUGAAACGUAGGUACACGUGCUCUGACAAUAUACGAGUAUAUCGUUUCUCAAAGUUGGAUCGUGUGUGUGGUGUUUUUUCCUUAUUUUGUUCUGUAAUAAAAACUUCUUAUUGGA
This is a messenger RNA of Planococcus citri (citrus mealybug), 1377 nucleotides long. Its product is annotated as MAPK regulated corepressor interacting protein 2. The record is from RefSeq and is a predicted model, not a curated record. NCBI's taxonomy places the organism in Eukaryota, Metazoa, Arthropoda, Insecta, Hemiptera, Pseudococcidae. The transcript is spliced from 6 exons. Bases 164 to 589 code for a protein of 141 amino acids.